Molecule: messenger RNA, 1594 nt
Organism: Fonticula alba
Lineage: Eukaryota; Rotosphaerida; Fonticulaceae
Exons: 3
Coding region: 68-1504 (478 amino acids)
Biological process (GO): lysosome localization
Cellular component (GO): BORC complex
Source: RefSeq, a predicted model, not a curated record
CCCCCCCCCAUCUGCCACCCCGCCUCCCCCGUUCUUUCCUCCCUCCCCCUGUUCAUCUGGCCAUAGGAUGACCGCGCGGAAGCAAAAACGCGGCUCUGGCGCCCGCUCCACACAGGCGACCCCGGCCCCGGCCCCGGUGUCUACCCCAGUUGCCUCGGUCGAAGAGCCGAGCCAAGCCACGACGGUCCCGCCUGGGACAGAUCUCCUGGCGGCCGCCAACUCAGCUACUGCCGCCUCCGAGGCCCCGACUGCCACCACCAAUGACGACCCCGCUGUCGAGACUGAGGCUCUCGUCCAGGCGGAGGCCACUACUGAUGAUGGACCUGUGACUGAUGCCGAGCCCACCGUGGAGGCCGAGCCCACCGUGGAGGCCGAGCCCACCGUCGAGGCCGAGCCCACCGUGGAGGCCGAGCCCACCGUGGAGGCCGAGCCCACUGCCCAAGUGGAGCCCAUCACUACCCACCCGGCCAAUGGAACUGAACUCACCGGCGCAGACCAAGUUCAUGAGCUUGCCGAAGCUACGCAGGCCCUGGAGGUUGUCGAUGCUGAGGUGGCCAUUUCCGAGAGCAUUACCGAGGUUUCCGAGCCCAGCGCGGCCGAUGACCACGGUGCCCACCACAUUGACGGCGUCUCUUCGGAUGUCGCCCCUCUGGAUGAUGGCAUUGAGGUCAUCAACGUGGAUGCUCCCCUGGCCCUUGGUGACGAGGAGGUCAUCGAGCGUCCCUCGCCAGAGACCGCCUCGCCGACUCCCAGCAGCUCCGAUGCCGGGACGCUGGGCUCCGAGGACGCGGUCGACCAAGUCGGUGCACUCUCCUCCGACCCUUCGUCUCCGGCGUCGCCGCCCUCGCGCAUGACUCGCUCCGCCUCGACUGCCACCUCGCCCUCGACCACCACCUCCUCCUCUUCGGCCGACGACCCGGGGAUCAUUCACAUCACCAGCCCGACCACCCGCCAGCCGUUGUUCAACAACCUGGCCGAGUUGCUGCCCAACAGCCGUGCUCGCACUGGGACCCUCCCUCUGGCCACCGGCCCCCUUCCGCCCGGGAUUCCUCCCGGCCGGACGCUUGUUUCGAUGAAGCCGCGCCCACCGCCAACCCUCCCGACGGGCGAUGCCAUCACCCCAGGCUCAGCCACUGCCACCAUGAUUUUGUCCAUGAUUCCCGAUGGUGAGCUAUCGCAGGUGGUCACCACCCAGGCCAUCGCCCUCCGGAAUCUCCAUCAGGCCAAUACUCGUCUUCGGGCCCUCAAUGCCUUCGCCGCCGAGCGCAUUGGUACCCUCAUGCCCUCGAUGGAGAAGCACAUCCGCUUGCUGACGACCAUGCGUGCCGACCUGGACAACGUUUUCCACCGGAUCAGGGUACUUCAGAGCAAGCUCCAGAAGCGCUUCCCUGCUGCAUUUGCUGAAGUGGAGAAGCGCCGUGCCCUCCUCGGCAUUUCCGGUGAGGUGUCUGAUGACGAGUAUUCCCAGAAGGAGGAGGACGAGACUGAGCCGCUGGAUGCUUGAACCCCUGUACAUGCGUGCAGCCACAGGUGGCCUCUCCCGAAAGCCCGACUUCGUUUGGGCAACCACAAAAUAUAUACCUACACAUGCAAA